Metarhizium album ARSEF 1941 is the source of this 1356-nucleotide messenger RNA. RefSeq names its product transposase. Gene Ontology annotation, cellular component: nucleus. Gene Ontology annotation, molecular function: DNA binding. NCBI's taxonomy places the organism in Eukaryota, Fungi, Ascomycota, Sordariomycetes, Hypocreales, Clavicipitaceae. Bases 1 to 1356 code for a protein of 451 amino acids. The record is from RefSeq and is a predicted model, not a curated record. The transcript has a single exon.
AUGGCUGCAACUAGCGUCCAAACGGCAAAAAGCGAUGUCGAAUUACGUGUCAACGAGGCUCUUGAGUAUAUUGAGGAAAAUCCAGGUGCAAAAAUUCGCUCUGUGGCGAAGAAAUUCAACGUGCCUCGUAGCCGGCUUCAACGACGUGCUAACGGCGUUCCUGCUAGGAAAGGCCAUCCAGCAAGAAAUACAAUGCUUUCACGAGAAGAGGAAGUUGCUUUAUGUAACUAUAUCGAUCGCCUUGAUAAGGCCAACUUCGCUGUACGACCUGAAUUCAUUACAGAUGCUGCAAAUUACAUCCUAAAAGAGAGGGCAUCGUCAACUGCCCCGCCUAGGCAAGUUGGAACGCGAUGGACUACACGCUUUAUCCAGCGGCAUCACUAUCAUAAAGGUCUUCAAAAAAAGAUUGAUUCAAGUCGAAAAGCUUCAGAAGAUGUGACAAGAGCUCUUUCUUAUUACAACAAGCUUAAAGAGGCUAUUCAGCAGUACGGAGUCCCUCCUGAAGAUAUCUGGAAUAUGGAUGAGACUGGCUUUCGUAUUGGAAUGGGAAAGGACCAUUUAGUUGUUACAAAGCGAAGAAGAGCGCAUCUAUUUUCAAUGCCAGAAAACAGGGAGACUGCAACAGCAAUAGAAUGCAUUUCUGCUGGCGGCAAAGUUAUUCCUGCCUUUCUUAUCCUUACAGGGCAAAAACACAUGGAGUCCUGGUAUCGGAUAAAGGAGCUUGAAGCUAAUACCAAAAUAACAGUCUCACCAACCGGCUUUACGAAUGACGAAAUUGCAGUUGCUUGGAUACAGCAUUUUCAGGAAUUUGCAACGCCAAUAGGCAGAUAUCGCCUUUUAAUCCUAGAUGGCCACGGAUCACACCAUACAAUUGAAUUCGUUGAAUACUGCGAACAGCACGAUAUAAUUCCCUUUGCGUUGCCCUCGCACCUUACACACAUCCUUCAACCUCUUGAUGUUGUGAUAUUUCAGCCACUAAAGCAUUAUCAUGCAAAGGCGUUGGAUAUCAUUGUUCGAGACGGCGUGUUGAAUAUUACAAAGAUUGAAUUCCUUGCUUGCAUUCAAGCUGUACGAAAACAAGCUUUCAAGACUACUACUAUUCUCACAGCCUUUCGAAAAACUGGAAUUUCACCCUACAAUCCACAGCCUGUAAUUGAGGCCCUUGAACAACGAGCUGCAAUUUACACAUCAACACCAUCGCCGCCGCCGUUAUAUCACAACAACUCUUCCGACUUUGAGACGCCCACAACACUCAGGCAGAUAAAUAAGGUUGCCAACAAGCUAGGGGAGGUAUUAGAAGACGAUACAUCCCUUGAGCCUGAGUUUGCACGCAAUAUCAGUCGUUUCGCUGGUUGA